Molecule: messenger RNA, 5686 nt
Organism: Hypanus sabinus (Atlantic stingray)
Lineage: Eukaryota; Metazoa; Chordata; Chondrichthyes; Myliobatiformes; Dasyatidae
Product: kielin/chordin-like protein
Exons: 43
Molecular function (GO): calcium ion binding; protein binding
Source: RefSeq, a predicted model, not a curated record
CACCGCUUGACUAUGAGUGGGCUGAAGACGCUGUGUGUGCUUCUAUGCGUGCUGAGGGCAGAUGGCAGGGGCUAUCCGGGAAGGAAGCGAGGAGUCCUGAAGCACUACAGCACCGCCAUGCAUAGGUAUCGCCACGGUCCUCAUAUGUGCCAAUCACGAUAUGGGAAUGGGUGCUGCCUCGGAUGGAACCCAACACUGGGCAGUGGGCUGUGUGUCAUACCUGUGUGUUCCUUUGGAUGUGGAAAUGGUUUCUGUGUCGCACCCAAUCUCUGCUUAUGCAGAGGAGGUCAACAAGGAAUCUCCUGUUCAGAUGAUGGAAGGUCGGGUCACCUUUUCAGUGAUACAUUAUUAAACCACUCUGACAUUGAUGGAAACCCACCCUCAUGUCUGAACAUGAAUUGCGACCAAAGCUGUGCACUGAUUGGAGGGAUGCCUGUCUGCAGUUGUUAUGCUGGUUACUCUCUGGGAAAGAAUGGAAGGACCUGCUAUGAUGUUGAUGAAUGUUCCCGAUAUGGAGGACAAAGUCUUUGUCAGCAAAUCUGCAAGAACAACAUUGGCAGCUACAGGUGCCUUUGUUAUCAGGGAUAUCAACUCUUAGCCAAUGGGCGCUCUUGCGUUACUUCAAAAUAUUUCAGCUUAAGUGGGCUUUCUGUUUGGUGCGGGGAAUAUGGUUGCGACAUGAGCUGCAACCACGGUGGCUGUGAAGAGAUCUCCCGUGUGUGCCCUGUUGGCUUCACCAUGGUCGAAACCAGCACUGGAAUUAACUGCAAAGAUAUCAAUGAGUGCUCUACUGCCUCUUGCAAAGGGCAGUGCCUGAACAAGGAAGGCGGAUUUGUGUGUGACUGCAGAGCAGGAAUGCAGCUCUCCGCAGACAAGCACAGCUGUGUUGAUAUUGAUGAAUGUGCGGGAAACAGGUCCCCGUGCCAACAGAGGUGUCAAAAUGUGAUCGGCAGCUUUAAGUGUUCCUGUAGGCUCGGCUACUACCUCCACAACAAUGGGCAUUUAUGCACAGAUGUGAAUGAGUGCCGAUGGGUUGGGGAGAGCCGGGUGUGCCACCAUUCGUGUCACAACACUUUUGGCAGCUACCUCUGCUCCUGUCGUGCUGGUUUCCGACUUCAGGCUGACAGGAAGAUGUGUGAAGACAUUGAUGAGUGCAAGGAGGAUGACUCUCUUUGUGAAAACCAUUGCCUCAACACCAUGGGAUCAUAUCAAUGUGUCUGUAUGGAGGGCUUUCAGAUGGUUGAAGGACAGUGCCUAGAUAUAGAUGAGUGUGAAGCAGAUGGACACAAUCUCUGUGAGCACAGGUGCAUUAAUACAAUAGGCAGCUUCAAGUGUACUUGCCCCCUUGGUUAUGAGAUGCUCAUUGAUGGACAGAUGUGCAUAGAUGUGAAUGAAUGUGAAAAGAGCAAUUGCUCCCACAUCUGUGUGAAUACCUUGGGCAGCUUCCAGUGUUUGUGCCCGCGUGGUUAUACUCGGCACACAGAUGGCCACAACUGUCAAGACAACAAUGAAUGUGCUGCUUCUGAAAAUGGCCGAUGUGCCCAUAACUGCAUCAACACAGCUGGAAGCUACUACUGCACUUGUCAUCCAGGCUAUCGGCUCCACUUUGACAGACAUUCCUGCAUCCCUGACCGUAUUUGCCAGUCUUGCCAGAGCGUAUGUUCCCCUGGAUUUAGCCUACUGCCUAAUGGAGUUGACUGUACAGAUAUUAACGAGUGCCUGUCCAGCCCAUGCUCCCAUCAUUGCUUUAACACUGUGGGAAGUUUCUACUGUACUUGUCCGGAUGGGUUUCACCUAAGUGUGAACAACACCUGUACAGAACGCCCACCUGCCCCGGUUGCAAUAAUGGAAUCUCUGAAGCAACCUUUGCCAGCUGCUAUUCGAGCCACUCCCUGGACACCACCAACAUCUUGCUGGCAUAAUGGGAACUUGCAACAGGAUGGUAGUACCUGGACGGUGUCGGAAUGUGUUGAAUGCACUUGUCGGUUGGGAUUAGUCUCCUGCACCACAUGCCCACCACUGCCUUGUAUCAAGACGGAGAUGAUGCCAGGGCUCUGCUGCCCUGCUUGCAAAUCCUGCCUUUCCAAUGGAAGCAUCUAUGCUCAUAACAGUUCAUGGACUUCACCAUCCCAACCCUGUCUGACUUGCUCCUGUCAGGAAGGUGAGGUACAUUGCCAACUGAUUGUUUGCAACACUUCCUGUAGCCAUCAGGUCCUUGAAGAAGGUCAAUGCUGUGGAACAUGUGAUAAGUGUCUCUAUGAGGGUAGAAUUGUGAACCACGAGGAUGUUUUCUCUCCCUCCAAUGACAAUUGUACCCUUUGUGCCUGCAUUUCUGGAAAUGUGAAAUGCAUCACACCAAAGUGCCCUCCUGUUGAAUGUGAGAAGCCAGUUCUAUUGGAUUGUUGUCCUAUAUGCCCAGCUGAGUGUAUUGAUCAUGGCGUCGUCUAUCCUCAUGGGGCAGAGUUCUCCCGGCCUGGUGUUGACUGCAUCACUUGUGCAUGUUUGAAUGGUGAAGUGGAGUGCUAUUACAGGCCCUGCCCGCUGUUGGAAUGUGCAAGGGAGGAAUGGUUUCUUGAGCCAAAUCAAUGCUGCUUUACCUGCCGUCAAGAUAAAAUUGUCAGAGGCUGUUUCAUAGAUGACAAUGGAAUCGAGUUUCCAGUUGGACAGAUAUGGUCACCUGGCGACCCCUGUGAAGUGUGUGUGUGUCAGGCAGAUGGUUCAAUUGUCUGUAAGAGGACUGAAUGCCUUGAGACAUGUGCACACCCUAUACUAGUUCCUGGCCAGUGCUGCCCUGACUGUUCUGCAGGUUGUGCCUAUGGUGGGAUGAUCUAUCAGAAUAAUGAGACCUUUCCCUCAUCUGUAGACUCUUGCCUCACCUGCAUCUGUCUGUCUGGCUCUGCCGCCUGCUCUCCUGUGGAGUGCAAAGUUCACUGCGCCUAUCCUUUCCAUUCUGAAGGCGAGUGCUGCCCCCUUUGUAUGGACUGCAACUAUGAAGGGAGGAAGGUCACCAAUGGCCAGACGUUUCAGCCUGAGAACAGACCCUGCCACUACUGCAUCUGCCAAAUGGGAGAAGUAAGCUGUGAAGUUCAGGAGUGUGAGCCCCCUUCCUGUGAUCAUCCCCAUUCUGUCCCAGGCGACUGCUGCCCGACAUGCUCAGUGUGUCUGUACGAUGGUCAGAUUCUGGAAGAUGGGGGUUAUUACAUCUCAGCUGCAGACCCUUGUGUUGUCUGCCUUUGUACGAACGGUAACGUGGAGUGUGACUGGAAAGGUGACAGCUGCACAGAACUGGAGUGUGAACAGCCUCUGCGUCAUGUCAUUGGCACGUGCUGUCCUAUAUGUCCAGAUCAAUCCAUGGCUUCACCUCCCACUGAGAGUUCGGGCUUACAUCCUCCGAUCACAGGCAAUACUCUCCCUGAGAUGCCAGCACCAACACAAUUCUAUCAUAGCCCUCAGAGAGCAAAAGCUCAACAACCGACCUCAGACACAAAAGCUGAGUUGAUCUCCUUGUCUCUCUUAAGCAGUGCAAUGCCUAAAAAGUACAAUCUGAAUCAAAUUUUACCUUGGAGCAUCAAGAGACGGCUCAGACAGGAACUAAAUACUUCAUCUAAGAGUCAAAGAAUUAUCACAACCAAGCAACCAAUGGCUAAGAAAAUGGGCAUUAUUUCAGAUGGUGCCCCCUGGGGGAUCUCCAUUCUUCCUCCAUCAGAAACAUUCAAAACCACUUCAAUGGCUUCUGAGAAAAUUAAAGAUGAGAUGGUCCAGGAAAACUUGAAUUGUCUAGAUGAAGAUGGGCUUGUGUUCAGCCACGGGCAGACUGUUCCCAGAGAAGAUCCUUGUAUUAUAUGCCUGUGUGUGAAAGGCACAAUUUUUUGCAAGUCACAGAAGGGACAAUGUCCACACUUGCUGUGCGACUUAAUGCAGCAGAAAACUCCCGAUAACCAAUGUUGCCCAGUUUGUGUUGAUUUAGGCUGGUGUGUGCACCAGGAUCAAGUACAUGAGGCUCAAAGCCAGUGGCUACAUGGGUGUGAUCUCUGCCACUGUAACAAUGGAACUGUGGAGUGUCAGACCAAGCCCUGUUCUCCUCCCAUCUCCUGCCCACCACAGUACAUCUUGACCCUGCCUGAUGGAGGGUGUUGCAUGACCUGCGUACAAAUCAAAGCAAGGAGUUCUUCCUGCAUUGUGUUUGGAGGGUCCCAUUACGUGACCUUUGAUGGCCUGUUCUACGAUCUUAAUGGAACACGUACCCACCUUGUAGCUAAGGACUGCGAGUCAAACAGUUUCAAUGUAGUUUACCACAGUAAAAUGAAUGGCAAUUCUUCGGAUCCUGGGACAAUGGCCUUCAUUGUACAAACUAAAAAUAGAACCAUCGAGCUUUCAGCCGGGCGUCCCGUUCAGGUGAACAAUACGGAAAUGCCACUAAAUUACUCUACAUCAAACAUCUCCAUUUAUCACUCAGGACUCUAUGUCAUUUUGAAGCUACCAACAGGCCUUGUCAUCACUUGGGAUGGAAACCAUUUUGUAGAACUUAAUGCCCAAGACUCAUUGCAGUCGAGGAUGUGUGGACUGUGUGGCAACUUUAAUGGAAACAAAUCAGAUGAUUUUGUGUUGCCAGAUGGAGAAGAGACUUUGUCGCCGACUGAGUUUGGAAAUGGGUGGGUAAUCGAGCAGAAGAAUGGCAGUUUGUGCACUGCCAACAAUACUGAAGAUCUGUGUAAUGGGACGAGACUUCAUGACCACCAUUUGGCAAAUGACACAUGCAGCAUUAUCAUGGGUCCCUUAUUUCGGCCAGCACAUGACCACAUUAACCCACAGCCUUAUUACAGGGCUUGUCGGCAUGACUUGUGCACCUGCAUGGAUCGGACAGGGUGCCUGUGCAGCAUUCUGUCAGCCUAUUCGUUCCGUGCCCUGAGGCUCGGAAUCAUCUUAACCUGGAGAAGCAAAAUGCUCUGUGGUGUGACUUGCCCUGAUGGUUCAAGUUACAGUGAAUGCAGUUGCCUGCAGACCUGUGCCACCUACCAGCAGUCAGACAUUCAAUGUUCCACCAGCUCCUGUCUACCGGGGUGCCAGUGCCCUGCAGGUUUCUUCAUGCAUCAAUCAAGUUGUUUGCCUCCUUCAAUGUGUCCAACAGAGUCACUGAACAGCCAGAAUGAGACAUCCUCCUAUCCAGAUUUCUGACAACAGGGUGGUGUGUUUAAAGAACCACAUCUACAUUUACUACAAAGUCUGCAUGACAACAAAUUUCACAACAUAUGCUGGUGAUAUUAAACCUGAUUCUGAUCCUGACCUUCAUGAUGGGAGGUGUCAUGAGCCCUCACUGAAUAGAUUUGAACUCCACAACUGGUCUGAGACUGGACGGCAUACACUGGAGUCUGAGUGGCAGCUUUAAGGCCUGUGAUAUUUUGAAGUAUUUUAUGUCAAAUACCAAAUCUGUGAACUACUGAUCAAUAGAUUAUUGAACAAUAUUUUAUUUAUUAAGAUGGUACAGCUCCCAUAUUAUUACCUCAUUAGAAUCAAAAACUACUUUGUACAGUAUUGUAUUAUUAUCUUUGUAUUUUUGUGGAAUGUAAUAUUUGAAUUAGUAUUGUUUUUACAUGAAAUGAGAGAUUUGAAUGAUAAUGUACUGUUAUUAAUAAGAAUUUCAUAACCCUUUGAUAUCUGUUAUUGUCUUUUUUGUACUUUAAAAAUU